Polistes dominula (European paper wasp) is the source of this 1499-nucleotide messenger RNA. RefSeq lists its product as uncharacterized. The record is from RefSeq and is a predicted model, not a curated record. Gene Ontology annotation, molecular function: sequence-specific DNA binding. NCBI's taxonomy places the organism in Eukaryota, Metazoa, Arthropoda, Insecta, Hymenoptera, Vespidae.
AAUGUUACGUGUCGGUGUCUCGAGAAACCGAAAGAAGCCGAGGGAAGCCGAGGUUAGCUGCGUGACAGAAGAGAAUUAAUACCCCCGCCACGUGCCGCGGAGAAAUACAUGACAUAAUAACAUUUAAAUAAUGUAUAAAACAAUACACAUACAUGACACAUAACAUUUCGUUGUGUGCGAGCCGUGCUGGGCUCGAGAGAAGGGGUAGAAACGUUCUACUAGAGACCCUAUAGGAGGGAUGCGUCAUGUAAAUUGCAAGGCUGAAAAUGUGGGGGGACAACUUCCGUUGCAUCGCCUAGCCAUGUUUAUCUUUAAUAUUGUUUAUGAUAAAUAAUCAUGGUUCGACAGUGUAUUCUUAAUUACUGCAAAAGUUCAACAAGAACUACUCAAGAUCGUAAAUUUUGUCGUUUUCCAAAACACGAAGAACGUCGAAAAUUGUGGUUGCAAAAUAGCAAUGUUGCAGCUGAAAAUGUGAAAAAAUAUUCAGUUUUAUGUGAUAAACAUUUUUCCGAAGACUGUUGGAAGAUAGUAAAUGGAAAGAGGUGUUUAAAAAAUACUGCAGUACCUACAAUUUUUAUCCAAUCUAGUACUUUAACAGAUAAAAAAGGUGUUACAUUAUCUUUUAAUCAAAGUAUUUUGAAAAGAAAUGUACUGGGAAACGUAAAAAAUAAUUCUGAUUUGUCAAAUGUACUUCCUUCUACUACUGCAACUUGUAUUCCAGCUCAACAAGAAAUUAUGUCUAAACAAGAUGCAAAAAGCAUAUCAACGACAAAAAUAUCGGAAAAUGUUUCCACUGCUUGUCCAGUAAUUGAAAAGAAUUCAGCUUGCUGUGAGGAAUCCAAUUCGUCACCAUUAACUCCAGCAAAUAAUGUUAAAGAUAUCUCAUUGUCAAAUGUAACACUCGAAGAGCAUGCCACAAUAACACAACCAUGUGACACUAAUGAAGAAUUGUUACACGCUUCAUCUGAAAGUAUUGAAGAUACAAGUAAUGAACUCAUGUUAAAAGGAAUUGACAGUAUUUGUGAUGAAAUUAAUUCGAGUGAAAGCCGAGAUCACAAGGAUUGCGUUAAUACAAUUAAAAAAUUAAAAACUUUGUUAAGUAGAAAUCUGAAAACAAUUAAGAUUAUAAAAACACAACAUAAAAAAUCCCGAAAUCAAUAUAAAAAGCAGAUCAAAGAUUUACAACAAAAAGUAUGUAGGAGUAACAGCUUACAAAAUCGAAUUUAUUCUAUUUUUAAUGAAGAUCAAGUCAAACUUAUGACCGGUAUGCGUAAAAAAACUCCAAAAUUUCUAAAUACCACGCUAGAUCAAUCAUAUAAAAUAAAAUUUGCUUGUGGUUUAUCGGGUUACAAAGAGCUUCGUAAACAAGGCUAUCCAUUACCAUCUCCUAGAACAUUAAAUAGAGGUAUCGAAAAUCCUAAAUCUUAGCUGAUUUAUUAAUCUUGGUAAUUAAAAACAAAUUGUACGAAUGAUUAAAAUAAUUAUAAAUAUAAUAUAUA